Messenger RNA from Hippopotamus amphibius kiboko, 2037 nucleotides. Its product is annotated as sorting nexin-18-like. Lineage: Eukaryota; Metazoa; Chordata; Mammalia; Artiodactyla; Hippopotamidae. Gene Ontology annotation, biological process: protein transport; endosomal transport; mitotic cell cycle. The record is from RefSeq and is a predicted model, not a curated record. Gene Ontology annotation, cellular component: plasma membrane; cytoplasmic vesicle. Gene Ontology annotation, molecular function: phosphatidylinositol binding; protein binding.
AUGCCCAGUUGCACGCAGAACCCAGGCCGUCCUGACGGCAGGACCAUGCUCCGGUUUAUUUCCAGGGCUCUUGCCUUCUGGAGGAGGGUGGACUCGUCGGAGGCUGAGAGGGCGCAGCAUCUGAGGCUCCUGGAAGCGGCGCGGAGAGCGGGCGGGCGGGCAGGCGCGGGCGCCGCCUUCGGGGCUCCUCUCCGCGCGCCGGGGCCGCUGCACGCGCGGGCGCUGUACCGCUUCAGGUCGGAGAACCCGGGCGAGAUCUCGCUGCGCGAGCACGAGGUGCUGAGCCUGUGCAGCGAGCGGGACAUCGAGGGCUGGCUGGAGGGCGUCAACAGCCGCGGCGACCGCGGCCUCUUCCCGGCCUCCUACGUGCAGGUGAUCCGCGCGCCCGAGCCCGGCCCGGCGGUCGACGGCCCGGCCCGCUACGCCAACGUGCCGCCCGCCGCCUUCCAGCCGCCGCCGCUGAGCUCCUUCCAGCCGCUGGGCGCGGGCCUCUCGUUCGGCGCGGGCGCCCUGCCGCCGUCGCCGCCGCUGCAGCAGCUGUACGGCGGCGGCUCCCAGGCCAGCCAGGGCAGCGACGACGACUGGGACGACGAGUGGGACGACAGCUCCACGGUGGCAGACGAGCCGGGCGUGCUGGGCGGCGGCGCGCACCCGGACCUCGAAGACUACCGCCUGUCCACGCGCUCCGACCUGUCGCUGGGCUCCCGCGGCGGCGCGGCGCCCCCGCAGCACCACCCGUCGGGGGCCAAGAGCUCGGCCACCGGGAGCCGCAACCUCAAACGCUUCUCCACCUUCGUCAAGUCGGGCGGGGAGGCCUUCGUGCUGGGCGAGGCGUCAGGCUUCGUGAAGGACGGGGACAAGCUGUGCGUGGUGCUGGGGCCGUACGGCCCCGAGUGGCAGGAGAACCCCUACCCCUUCCAGUGCACCAUCGACGACCCCACCAAGCGGACCAAGUUCAAGGGCAUGAAGAGCUACAUCUCCUACAAGCUGGUGCCCACGCACACGCAGGUGCGGGUGCACCAGCGCUGCAAGCACUUCGACUGGCUAUACGCGCGCCUGGCCGAGAAGUUCCCCGUCAUCUCGGUGCCCCACCUGCCCGAGAAGCAGGCCACCGGCCGCUUAGAGGAGAACUUCAUCUCCAAGCGCAGGAAGGGCCUGAUCUGAUGGAUGAACCACGUGGCCAGCCACCCAGUGCUGGUGCAGUGCGACGUCUUCCAGCACUUCCUGACCUGCCCCAGCAGCACCGACGAGAAGGCCUGGAAACAGGGCAAGAGGAAGACCGAGAAGGAUGAGACGGUGGGCGCCAACUUCUUCCUGACCCUGAGCAUGCCCCCCGCCGCCGCCCUCGACCUGCAGGAGGUGGAGAGCAAGAUCGACGGCUUCAAGUGCUUCACCAAGAAGAUGGACGACAGCGCGCUGCAGCUCAACCACACGGCCAAUGAGUUCGCGCACAAGCAGGUGACGGGCUUCAAGAAGGAGUAUCAGAAGGUGGGCCAGUCCUUCCGUGGCCUCAGCCAGGCCUUUGAGCUGGACCAGCAGGCCUUCUCGGGCGGCCUGAACCAAGCCAUCACCUCCACCGGAGAUGCCUACGAUGCCAUCGGCGAGCUCUUCGCUGAGCAGCCCACGCAGGACCUGGAUGCCGUCAUGGACCUGUUAGCGCUGUACCAGGGGAACCUGGCCAACUUCCCUGACAUCAUCCACGUUCAGAAAGGAGCUCUUACCAAAGUAAAGGAGAGUAGGCGACACGUGGAGGAAGGGAAGAUGGAGGUCCAAAAGGCUGAUGGCAUUCAGGAUCGCUGUAACACUAUUUCUUUUGCCACUUUGGCUGAAAUUCACCACUUCCAUCAAAUUCGCGUAAGAGACUUUAAAUCACAGAUGUAGCAUUUCUUACAACAACAAAUAAUAUUUUUCCAAAAAGUGAUGCAGAAGUUGGAAGAGGCUCUUCACAAAUAUGAUAGUGUUUAAUGACUGGACGUUGGAUUGUGGAGUUUUUUUCAGUUCAGGGAUAAUUUCUACAGCAGAAUAAAAACUGCUAUC